Caenorhabditis remanei is the source of this 369-nucleotide messenger RNA. RefSeq lists its product as uncharacterized. Bases 1 to 369 code for a protein of 122 amino acids. Lineage: Eukaryota; Metazoa; Nematoda; Chromadorea; Rhabditida; Rhabditidae. The record is from RefSeq and is a predicted model, not a curated record. Gene Ontology annotation, molecular function: peptidyl-tRNA hydrolase activity. The transcript is spliced from 3 exons.
AUGGCCACGCCCACUGCCACUGCCACAUCCUACGUGAUGUAUAUAAUCCUUCGUCGUGAUCUCCAAACGAAACUUCAAUGGCCGCUGGGAGCGGUUUGUACACAGGCGGCUCAUGCCGCUUCUGCCGCUAUGUGGAUUUUUAGAAACGAUCCGAACACUGAAAUCUACACAAGCGACUUGGAUAAAAUGCAUAAAGUCACACUUGGAGUAGAUUCCGAAGAGGAGAUCAAAAAAGUGACCGAGAAACUGAUCGCCCGAAAAGUUGAUCACAAAGUGUGGAUUGAAGACGAUAUUCCAGUUUGUAUCGCACUGAAACCGUAUCCCAAAGAGGAAGUCAAAAAUGCGUUGAAGGGAUUGAAAUUGUUUUAG